Molecule: messenger RNA, 1797 nt
Organism: Verruconis gallopava
Lineage: Eukaryota; Fungi; Ascomycota; Dothideomycetes; Venturiales; Sympoventuriaceae
Exons: 3
Coding region: 279-1529 (416 amino acids)
Biological process (GO): phosphatidylcholine biosynthetic process; phosphatidylethanolamine biosynthetic process
Cellular component (GO): cytoplasm
Molecular function (GO): ethanolamine kinase activity; choline kinase activity
Source: RefSeq, a predicted model, not a curated record
GUGAAAUUUCAACAACAUCACCGGAGAAGCACGAGACCAGUUUCUGAAAGUGAACUGCGGCAUUUUCUACCCCCUAACUCCGCACCUCUGCCCCCAGAAAGAUCGUAACAUAUUCUUUUUCAUAGUGUCGAUACCUCUUCUGUGCGCCACAGAGCUUUCUUUAGGGCUCAACCAUCCUGUGAACCCUUGCAAAGUCCUUGCGAGACGUGCGUUACAUCAUAUUCUGAGCCGUAAAAUAGCGGUGUGAUCACAAGUUUUCAGAGGCCAGUUUCAGGACCAUGGCAAAAACUCUGAAGCACAUUGACUUGUACUACGACAGCGCAGACUCGCAUGCAUCUGCACUGGCGUUGAUCCUGGCACUCCGACCCGAGUGGCAGGCUACAAAAGACACCAUCGACUUUGUGCGCUUCAAGGACGGGAUUACGAACACGCUAUUCAAGGCAGUGAAUCGCCUUCCCGGUUUGUCCGAAAGUGAGGUCGACCGGAACGCGAUCCUACUCCGCGCUUACGGCAGGGGAACACAGGUCCUUAUUGAUCGCGAUAGGGAAGCCGCAUCGCACUCACUACUAGCGGAACACAACCUCGCACCGUCAUUACUCGCGAGGUUCAACAACGGGUUGCUAUAUGAGUACAUCGAGGGCAAAGUCUGCUCUCCAGAAGACCUUCGAAGGCCCGAGAUCUACAGAGGAGUAGCUAGGCGUAUUGCAGAAUGGCAUGCCACAUUAAAGAUAUCUGCAGUAGCUCAAGAGCCAGAGGUCGAUGUCAACGGCACGAAGAGGACGAGGAGGCCUAGCAUAGAUGAUAGGAGUGAACGGCUCACACCGGACAAACCGGUGCCAAAUGUGUGGACAGUUAUGCAGAAAUGGAUCUACGCACUCCCAACAGACACGGAAGAAAAGAAGAAGAGACAAGUCCAAUUACAAACCGAGCUUGAAUGGAUGCUCAAGAAAUUGGGUAACACGCCAGGCCUAGCUGGCCAUCAGCUUGUGUUUGGUCAUUGUGAUCUUCUCUCCGGCAACAUCAUAAUUCUGCCCAACUCAGACCUCUCUUCCCAGAGUUCGAAAACGAGCUCGCCAGCUCUGAGUGCCACGUCGGUAGACUCACCAUAUACGCCCGUAGGCUUUAUCGACUACGAGUAUGCAACCCCUUCGCCUGCCGCCUUCGACAUCGCCAAUCACUUUGCAGAAUGGGGAGGAUUCGACUGUGACUUCUCCAAGAUGCCAACUCGAGCUCAAAGGCGAGAUUUUCUUCUUACGUAUAUUCAUACCUUCAAUGGCCUUCUCGGUCGCGACUUCAAACAAGCGGAUCUAGACCAGCUGUUUGAUGAAGUUGACACCUUCAGAGGUGCGCCUGGCUUCUACUGGGGCAUCUGGGCGCUCAUCCAGGCCACUAUUAGCCAGAUCGACUUCGACUAUGCGAGCUACGCGGAAGUGCGACUUGGUGAAUAUUGGGCCUGGAAGGAUACGCUGUCGAAUGGAAUCUCAGCGGACGCUCCACUGCGAGAGAGGCGAUGGCAUGCAGAGGAGUAAUGCUAUGCGACUGACAUGUAGAUCUGGGGCUGGGAGUCCACGCUUGACUCAUGCGAGGAGGCAAAUUCAAGCGGCUUGCUAGCGUGCUGCUAGCUGGCUAUGGCGGGGUAUUGUUGCGGGGCUCCUCCAAAAAGAAAAUUCGUUUCGACUGUGCGGUGGGGCUGGGAGGGGGCAACGGGGAAUUCGAAAAACCCUGCCUCGUUCUGGGGAGGAUUCGACCGGUUUUGGGGCUGGAUCUUGGGGGGGUUCUGCUUUUUUUUUUUUUUUU